AUGGCCUACAACGAAAUUUUUCAGUAUUCCAUCAUCUCAGCCCUUGUGGAUGGAGUUGCCUCACACGGCACACCGAUCGCACGCAUUCUUGAGCAUGGCGACCACGGCCUCGGAACCUUUCGGAACAUGGUUGGCGAGAUGAUUGUGCUCAAUGGCGACGUCUACCAGAUGAAGGCGGACGGGUCUGUCGUGCACAUCAACCCCGAAGAAACAGUCACGCCUUUCGCCACUGUGACGCGAUUCAAACCCACAAUCACAAAAAGGGCUGCCGUGGCUGGCAAAGCUAGCCUGGAAAGGUUGCUGACGGGCCUGUUCCCGAAGGCUCGAAACCACUUUUUGGUGGUCAGGAUGGAUGGCGUGUUCAAGGAGGUCAACGUAAGGACCGCUGGCGGACAGACAACACCCAGGGAAGGCAUGGUGUCCGUGUGCGCCCGGCAAACGACUCACACCUUCAAGAACGCCAAGGGUACGAUUGUCGGGUUCAGAUGUCCGCAGUAUGUAAUGGGCGUCAACGUGGCCGGAGACCACUUCCACUUCAUUGCCGAGGACAGGCAGCAGGGAGGCCACAUUCUCGCUUUUGAGACAGACGGUGACGUGGACAUUUCGGCGGCGCAGAUGUCCAAAUUUCACUUGGAGCUCCCAACCGAGGAUGACGAAUUCAACGAGGCCGAGUUGAAGCUGCAGGCGCAGGACAUCAAAAAAGUCGAGGGAUGA
This is a messenger RNA of Chaetomium globosum CBS 148.51, 714 nucleotides long. RefSeq lists its product as uncharacterized. The transcript has a single exon. The record is from RefSeq and is a predicted model, not a curated record. Gene Ontology annotation, biological process: acetoin biosynthetic process. Gene Ontology annotation, molecular function: acetolactate decarboxylase activity. Lineage: Eukaryota; Fungi; Ascomycota; Sordariomycetes; Sordariales; Chaetomiaceae. Bases 1 to 714 code for a protein of 237 amino acids.